UAUGCGAUUUGUACCGUAUACAUCAAACACAUUUGCUGUAAUCGAAAUCGAGCACGUGCCUGUGCACGAAGAAUUUUUGUAUUUACGUUUCUGUUAAAAAAUUACAGAUUUACAUCAUGGCUGCGACAAUGCCAAUAAAUCCCAAGCCAUUCCUAAAUGGUUUGACAGGGAAACCAGUCAUGGUGAAAUUAAAAUGGGGCCACGAAUAUAAAGGUUACCUCGUCUCCGUUGAUGGAUAUAUGAACUUGCAGCUUGCAAACACUGAAGAACAUAUAGAGGGCAAUUGUACUGGAAAUCUUGGAGAAGUACUAAUCAGGUGUAACAAUGUUAUGUAUAUAAGAGGAGUAGAAGAAUCAGAUGAAGAGGGCGAGAUGAAGGAUUAAAACGACAAAAAUCUAAUACUUUAAUUUUUAUUAUAAUCCCUUGUAUUA
Molecule: messenger RNA, 431 nt
Organism: Trachymyrmex septentrionalis
Lineage: Eukaryota; Metazoa; Arthropoda; Insecta; Hymenoptera; Formicidae
Gene: SmF
Product: small nuclear ribonucleoprotein F
Exons: 2
Coding region: 117-383 (88 amino acids)
Biological process (GO): spliceosomal snRNP assembly; mRNA splicing, via spliceosome
Cellular component (GO): catalytic step 2 spliceosome; U1 snRNP
Molecular function (GO): RNA binding
Source: RefSeq, a predicted model, not a curated record